Bactrocera tryoni is the source of this 345-nucleotide messenger RNA. Its product is annotated as general odorant-binding protein 56h-like. Gene Ontology annotation, molecular function: odorant binding. Lineage: Eukaryota; Metazoa; Arthropoda; Insecta; Diptera; Tephritidae. The transcript has a single exon. The coding region runs from base 1 to 345 and encodes 114 amino acids. The record is from RefSeq and is a predicted model, not a curated record.
AUGUUAUCUGACGAAAAAUUUGAAUUGCCUUGCUUGAUUGCGGCGAAUGUGACCGAAGCAGACUUAAAAAAGUUCCGUACUAAUGGCCUAAAAGCUAAUGAAGCCAAUGCAAACAUAAAAUGUAUGGCGAAAUGCAUGAUGGAGAAGCGGGAAAUGAUUAAGAAAGGUGUUUUCGAUCCCGAGAAAGCCUAUGCGGAAAUCAUACGAAUCCCAGAGCUGAAGGGGCAAGGGGACCUAAUCAAAGAAGCAAUAAAUGUUUGCAAAACUGAGAAGGGCGCCAAUGAAUGUGAUACAGCUUUCAAGAUUACCAUGUGCCUUCGGGAAUUUAAAUCGCGUAAUGAUUAA